Molecule: messenger RNA, 3440 nt
Organism: Miniopterus natalensis
Lineage: Eukaryota; Metazoa; Chordata; Mammalia; Chiroptera; Miniopteridae
Gene: CHST10
Product: carbohydrate sulfotransferase 10
Biological process (GO): carbohydrate biosynthetic process; proteoglycan biosynthetic process
Cellular component (GO): membrane
Molecular function (GO): sulfotransferase activity
Source: RefSeq, a predicted model, not a curated record
AAAAAGGUUAUUUGUUGUUCCUCUGAAAUUGAGACUUAAUUGGGUAUCUUACGUUUUUAUUUGUUUCAUCUGUUUAAUUUGGUCCCCUACUUGGGACCCCAGGAAACACACUGGGCCUAAUGUAUGGGCAGUUAAGGAUGACAGGUGAUGCACAAGCCACCCUAGAAAGGCUGCAUGUUAGGUGGUGAGCUUUCCGCUGUGGGGCGUGUUCAGGUAAGGCCAGGUAACCACUUGGUGGAGGGCAUUUGGGUUUCAGAUGCCUGGUUCCAGUGAGAGUCUAGGAAAUAAACAUUUUGAGACAAGGAGGAGAGUUGAUCCCCUGGGUCCUCACUGAGCUCUGUCCCAUCUCGAGUUCAAAAGCUCUCUGAAGCCAUUUGCCAUCAGCACAUGCUGAGAGGACCAGUUCUCCCUGCUGGCCGGGAGUGAUGGAUGGCCUCAGCCAUCUGGUAGAAACCAGCCCAGCCAGCAUGGUCUCUUUAAGGCGUUUGGUUUGGCUUGUUCCUUUAAGGGGUUUGGUUUGGCUUGAAGAAGCACUGUUAAAGGUGAAAUGAAAAGCAUUUUUGUCUCUCUUGCCGAGAACUGACUGUGACUUCCUGGUUCUUUAUAUGUCUCCUGCAGCACCAUGCGACUUGUGUGACCUGCAUCUCUCCCGGGCAGUGAAAGCAUGAAAAACACCCACCCCCCAGUUUCUGCACAGGCCCCUGCAGGAAGAAUCAGUGAAUGGCUGACAUUUGACAACAUGCACCACCAGUGGCUUCUGUUGGCCGCAUGCUUUUGGGUGAUUUUCAUGUUCAUGGUGGCCAGCAAAUUCAUCACAUUGACCUUUAAAGACCCAGAUGCCUACGGCGCCAAACAGGAGUUCCUGUUCCUGACAGCCGUGCCCGAUUCCGGGAAGUUACGGGGAGAGAAGCAGCUUCCUGAGGAACUGAAGCCAACCGGGAAAAUGCUUUCAGACGGCCAGAUUGUUCAGCCCCUGGUCUAUAUGGAGCGCCUGGAGCUCAUCCGAAACGUCUGUAGGGAUGAGGCCCUGAAGAACCUCUCACACACUGCGGUGUCCAAGUUUGUCCUGGACCGAAUAUUUGUCUGUGACAAGCACAAGAUCCUCUUCUGCCAGACCCCCAAAGUGGGCAAUACGCAGUGGAAGAAAGUGCUGAUUGUGUUGAACGGAGCCUUUCCUUCCAUCGAGGACAUCCCUGAGAACGUGGUUCACGACCAUGAAAAGAACGGCCUUCCUCGUCUCUCCUCCUUCAGCGAAGCAGAAAUCCAGAAGCGCUUGAAAACCUACUUCAAGUUUUUUAUUGUAAGAGAUCCCUUCGAAAGACUGAUAUCUGCUUUUAAGGACAAGUUCGUGCACAAUCCCCGCUUUGAACCGUGGUACAGACACGAGAUUGCCCCCGGCAUCAUCAGGAAAUACAGGAGGAACCGCACGGAGACCCGCGGCAUCCAGUUUGAAGAUUUUGUGCGCUACCUGGGCGAUCCAAACCACAGGUGGCUGGACCUCCAGUUUGGGGACCACAUCAUUCACUGGGUGACGUACGUAGAACUGUGUGCGCCCUGUGAGAUAGCAUACAGUGUGAUUGGCCACCACGAGACCCUGGAGGAUGACGCCCCAUACAUCUUAAAAGAGGCGGGCAUAGACCACCUGGUGUCAUACCCCACCAUCCCUCCAGGCAUCACCGUGUAUAACAAAACCAAGGUGGAACACUACUUCCUGGGCAUCAGCAAACGUGACAUCCGGCGCCUGUAUGCCCGUUUCGAAGGGGACUUUAAGCUCUUUGGGUAUCAGAAGCCAGAUUUUUUGCUAAACUAACAUGGAGGACUGUGACUUCAGAUACCUUUGUUAGACCAGAGGCUAAGCAGGCGGAGACAGAGCAUGGAAGUGACACUCCUUCCAUCACACUCCUGAAGCCUCCCGCAGGCACCCAAUGGGCCCAUGUGCGCCUCGGCCGGUGAAGUUGCACCCCGACUGUUAUGGUUUAGUUUAAACAUCAGGUGCACUGAGGACCCCCACCCCUACCAAUGCCAUGAGGUCCUUGCUCUCCUUAGGAGAUCCUUAGAAGGAGAAUGAACUUACAGGCCAGGAGGAAACGUUACACACACUCGGAGUCAUUUCCCUCAGUUGUUGAGGAGGUGGGCAUGCUUGCAGCUCCCCUAGAUUGUGGGGUGGUCGUGCCUGCUACCGAAGGGUUGCAGGAAUGGCACCCAGCACUUUAGGAGGCCUGAGAAGCUGAUGGUGUGCAGAAACUGCAGGGGCUAGUACAGGGCCAAGUCUGCGUAAUAUAACUUCACCUCUGGCUCUCAUCUCAACGCUGCUAUAAUCACAGAGGUAAACCAUUCUUUCCAUGACUGUCUCAUUCCUGUGAGAUUUCGGGGUAACCCAAGGGCACUUUCGGGCAGUCUGACCUUUGAGAAUACGUGCCUGUGUAUGUGUACCUCCAGUCCGUAUUGCUGAUCCUCUGCCUGCUAAGUGAUCAUCUCAUUCAGCCCAAGACAUACAGUUUUGGAAAGUGAGGGGAGUGGAGUGUGCAUUUUUUCUACCUGAGAAAGUGAAUGUCUUUGAGGGCCUCAAAGGGAAUGUGGAACCAGAAAAGGAAGCGCUGGAGGUUCUGGAUCCCAGGGUGCUGAGGGCAUGGGCGUGCCCAUCCUGAUUGUCUCUGUCUUGUCUUUGUCCCACCUGAGUGGGCAGCGGGGCCUCCCUUCCUGUCUCCUCUGGGCCCUCCCCUGGGCUGAAGGCCAGCAGGGCUCCGAGUUGCAGUCAGUUCAGUUUACAUGGUUCAGUUUCAUCAGCAAAGUGCUCCCCACUGGACCUGUUUCUGUUAGUGCCGCUAUCCCAGUCUCUGCAUUGGACAGUGAGGUUCACCAGCAAUAAAAUCCUGGGCCGAGGCAGCCACCAUGUCAGAUGCCUGCUGACACCAAGGGCCCUUGAGAUCCAGGACCAUCUCCCUGUGAGAUCCCCACGUGCCCGUGAGCCCAGCUUUUCUUCCAGGCAGCCUCCACCUUCCCUUUCUCAAAGGGGCUGCCUGAGUCUGUAAAUGUGAAAAUAAAUAAAAACUGUCCAACCCCGACACAUGCUGCACUUCCAGGGAGGGCUCUGUGGCCACGCAGGGUCCCUGGGCCUGGCAGCAGUGUGGGGCCAUGUAGGACUGCCCACCACUGCCGGCAACGACCACGGAAGGGAAGGGCCCGGUGGGACUGCCACAUCACGGACUGAGGGGCGUCAGUGUGGUAGCCUUUCAUCAGCUCGCACGCAGGGGGUGUAACAUGAGUUCUUUUUCUGUAAAGUCUUGUGAAAAUCGUUUCACACCUAAUAAGCUGAUUGAUUACCUCAUUUCUGUUUGACAUGUAACAGUGUGAAUAAUAUAUUUGAAUCUAAGGCCUUAAAGUUAGUCCUAAUUUUUUAAAAAAUACCUUUUUUCUCAGAAAUAAAGGUUGGAAGCUGG